Lolium rigidum is the source of this 1749-nucleotide messenger RNA. RefSeq names its product formin-like protein 14. Bases 10 to 1695 code for a protein of 561 amino acids. The transcript is spliced from 4 exons. Gene Ontology annotation, biological process: actin nucleation; actin cytoskeleton organization. Lineage: Eukaryota; Viridiplantae; Streptophyta; Magnoliopsida; Poales; Poaceae. The record is from RefSeq and is a predicted model, not a curated record. Gene Ontology annotation, molecular function: actin filament binding.
CCGCCCCCGAUGCCGACCUCCUCCACCAACCCCAGCACCGAGUUCCUCUACCUCGGCACGCUCGCCUCCUCCGCCACGCCACCGCCCGCAUCCACCCACCCCCGCCCGGGCUCCCCCGAGCUCCGCCCGCUCCCGCCGCUGCCCCGCACCGGCCCGCCAUCCGGCGAGUUCUUCGCCCCCCGCGCCGCCGCCAACCCGUCCUCCUCCUCCUCCUCCUCAUGGCUCUCCCCCUCCUCACCCUCGGCCUCCUCCCCGACGCUCGGCUCCAGCCCCGCCCACGCCCGCCCGCCAUCCAUCCCGCAGCCCCGUGGCCGGGCCCCAAACCCCUCGCCCCCCAAGCGACGCCCCUCCCCGCCGCCCUCACCGCCGCACCACUCCUGGAACCCCUUCGCGCCCGCUCCGCCGCGGGCUGCUCCCUCCUCCUCCUCCGACGGCGGCGACUCCUACACCACGGAAAUGCGCAAGUCCCGCCCGCUCCACUCCGACAAGCUCAGGCCCGGGUCUAUGCACAUGAAGGACGAGAUGAUCCAGCUCUACCUCAACAACUCGGCCGCGGCGGCGGCCAGGGAGGUGUGCUUGCUCGGCGCCCCGAGGUGUCGCGGCAUCGGGAUGGUGCUCGCCGCGUUGGGUGUCUCUCAGGAGCAAGUGCGUGAUGCCCUCUUGGAAGGCAAUGCACAUGGUUUGGGAGUAGAAGCGCUGCGGAUGCUUACUCAGUUGGUUCCCACCAACGAGGAAGUGCUUAAGCUGAGAUAUUUCAAGGAUGAUCCACCUGCCAAGCUUUGCAAAGUUGAUGCAUUUCUUAAGACAAUCCUGGACGUAUCGUUUGUGUUCAAGAGGGUGGAUGCUAUGCUCUACAUCUCUAAUUUUUAUCUGGAGGUCAAUCAGCUGAGGAUGUCCUAUGCUACACUCGAGGCAGCCUGCCAGGAGCUGAGGAGCAGCAGGCUAUUCCAGAGAGUUCUCGGGGCUGUUCUGAACUUUGGCAACCUGAUGAGCAUCAACACAGGCUCGCCAAACUCACAUGGCUUGGAGCCCAACACGCUUCUGAAGAUCGUCGACGUCAAAGGAGCCGACGGGAAGGCCGCGCUGCUACGUUUCGUUGUCCAGGAAAUCGUGAAGCCUGAAGGACACAGCAGUCAGAACACGAUGCACUCAGCAGGGUCAGCGGCAUGCAAAACGAACGCCAGCACUCUGCCGUACGACGUGGAUUGCAGGAAGCAUUGUCUUCAGGUCGUCGCCACACUCGCCGCGGAGCUGACCAGCACCAAGAAGGCGGCGUCCAUCGACGUAACGAGCCUCAGCAGGACCGUGUCGGAGCUAGGGGCUGGCCUCGGGAAGAUCCACGACGUGCUGCGGCUGAACAGCAUGGCCGCUUCAGCCGAGAGCGCCCAGCGGUUCCACGGCGCGAUGGGCACGUUCCUGCGGCAGGCGGAGGAGGAGAUCCUGGAGCUGCAGGCCCAGGAGAGUGUCUGCCUGUCGUCGGUGAAGGAGAUGUCCGAGUACUUCCACGGCGAUGGUUCAGCCAGCGGUGACGAGGCUCGCAUGUUCAGGAUCUUUGCCGGCGUCAGGGAGUUUGUCGCCAUGCUCGACAGGAUCUGUAGAGAGGCUGGUGAGAUCAACGGAGAUCGUGUGGGUUCGACACAGACAGCGAGCUGGAUGGCUGCUGCGCCCAUGGGGAUGACUAUGGCGACGCCUUGAGCGACUGAUGGCUGUCUAUCUGGGAAAUGCCGAAAUGGUCUCAUCUUUCCCUGG